GCCAAAUUCUGGUGGGGUUCUAAUGGAGAGUCUAGGAAAAUUCAUUGGAAAUCCUAGAAGGCCCUUUGUAAAUCAAAAUUCUGUGGUGGUUUGGGUUUUCGCUCUCUUGUUCAUUUCAACCAGGCUAUGUUAGCUAAACAAGCUUGGCGUAUUAUGGACAAUCCUAACUCUCUUCUUAGUAGGAUUCUCAAAGCUCAUUAUUUUUCCCAUUCUUCUAUUCUUACUGCUGUCCCUGGUCACAACCCUUCUUUCACUUGGAGAAGCAUUUUAUGGGGUAGGGAUUUGUUGGCUUCAGGACUUAUCUGGAAAAUUGGGAGUGGGAAUGAUAUUCAUACCAUAUCUGACCAUUGGCUACCUAAUCAUAAAUAUAAAUCUUUCUCAAGUAAUAUCCAUCCUCCUGCCCAGUUUUUAUCCUACUUUAUCUCUGCCUCGGGGACUUGGGAUGUUAAUAGGUUGAGUGCUUAUUUUGAUAAUUCUAUCAUUAAUGAUAUUCUUGAAGUGCCAGUUGCAGGGUGUUAUGGUAGGGACUCUCAGAUUUGGGAGAAGACAAGUUCAGAUGUUUUUUUUGUUAAAUCCGCCUAUCAUUUGGCUUCCUCUUCCCUGGAUAUUCCUUCUUCUUCUUCCUUCACUUCUUCUAAAAAGUUUUGGUCCCGUGUUUGGUCUCCUACUAUUCCUCCCAAGGUUAAAUUGUUUAUCUGGAGAAUGCUAUCUAAUGUUCUUCCUGUUGCAACUUCUCUCUUUUCUAGGAAAGUUCUUGAUUCUCCUCUUUGUCCUAUUUGUCAAUUUGCCCCUGAGAGUAUCAAACAUGCUAUGCUAGACUGCUCUAGAUCCAGAAAGGCAUGGAGAUCUUCCAGCAAAGACAGGUGCCAAGAUCAGGUCCAGUUUUUAACUCAGUCUCUGCAAGGGUUCAACCAUCUGGUUCCAAUGUUUUCAAAAUUUUCACUGAUGCAGCCACUGAUUCUCAAAGGAAAAAACAUAGUAUUGGAGUGGUUCUUUUGGAUGGUUGUAAUCGAGUAAAGGCAGGUUUCUCUACUACUUUUUCUGGACUUGUUCCUCCUGCUGUUGCCGAAGCCAAAGCAGUUCAUCAAGCUAUCCAAUGGGCUCAACUGCUUCGAUUUCCGGUGGAUGUAUUGAUGACAGAUUGUAAAUCUAUAGUAGAUAAACUUAAUACUUGUAAUUGGAAUAAUAGUGUGUUUGAUGAUGUAAUUUGUAGCAUUAAGAACUUGUUAUCGUUCAGUCCAGGCCUAACCAUUUCUCAUGUUGGUAGGGAUUUUAAUCUUUUAGCUCAUAAGGUAGCUAGGCUGGGCCUUGGAUUAGAUAAUGAGUUAAUUUGGAAUGGUUCUCUACCUUCCUUUUAGGUGUGUUGUAACACAUGUUUCUUUCCAAAAAAAAAAGAAAAAAACAAUAAGUAGGUGAGAACUUUAAUUAAAGCUUUGUAAAUAAUUUGAUCUGAUAUUCAAAAACAAAAAAAAAAAAAAAGUUAUUCAUGUUUUAG
Messenger RNA from Cannabis sativa, 1495 nucleotides. RefSeq lists its product as uncharacterized. Gene Ontology annotation, molecular function: nucleic acid binding; RNA-DNA hybrid ribonuclease activity. The record is from RefSeq and is a predicted model, not a curated record. Lineage: Eukaryota; Viridiplantae; Streptophyta; Magnoliopsida; Rosales; Cannabaceae. The transcript is spliced from 2 exons. The coding region runs from base 840 to 1358 and encodes 172 amino acids.